AUGUCAGGAAGGAGAAGCGCUCCUUCACCCGAAGGGGCAGGGGCCGCGGCCUUCAGUCGGGAGCCUCCAGAGCCCCGGGAGAACUGCGCGGGGGAGGGGGCGGGGGCGGAGAGGAGGAGGAGGGGAGGUGGCCCGGACAGGGUGUGGGAGGGGAGGGGAACCGCACCGCAGCAGCCGCCGCCUCCUCCCCGCGCCCGCCUCAACUUUUUGUACAGCCCAGAGAGGUAUCAGCCCCCAGCCCCUCGAGUCCUGCCACGGACUCCGCAGGGGUGGACGCACCGCAGAGUUGGGGGACGGCUCCUCCAAGCAGCCCGCUUCUACCGCGCGGAAGCAAACUUAGCGGCGCAGCCAGCCCCACAGCCAUUUUCCCGGGAACCCGGGGAAGCGGACGAGGAGGCAGCUGCAGCGGCGGCGGCGGUUCCCACAGUUGCUGCCACUGCUCCACGGCUGGCCCCUUCCCUUGCGCUAGCCGCACCACUUGCCUAGCAUCCCUCUCCCCACCUCCAAACCUUCCAACUGCACCGGGACCCUGGGCAGCAGCAGCAGCAGCUGCUACUGCCGCUAGGUCCAUUCAGUAUCCCCCGAUUCCCCUCUCCCCACCUACCAACUGCGAGUGAAGUGCGCGCUGUCAGCUCCAGAGUCCUCCGUCCCUCUGACCUCCGUGGGCCCCCGUCCGGGCAGCACCACUCCCGGCUGCGGCGACAGUUCCUGCGCCCGGUUCCCCACUCGCCCCGAUUUACUGCCACAAUCCACCAAAUAACAAGCUGUUGAGCCGACUCGCUUCUACACGAACUCCUAUUGGCUGCUCAUGACGCCGAAGAGCUUCGGAUAGGCCCUCGCUACCUGCCGUCCCCAUUGGAUGUAGCUCUGAAACUUCAUGGAUUGGUGCGAAAAACAGCAGGUAGGACAUCUUCCACUUAUGAUUGGUUUUUUCUGAAGACCAACGUUAUUGGAGAGUUGGUUAUUGAGUAAGCAAGUUCUGAGAAUUGAUUGGUAGACACGACUCCGGAUGUGCUUGACUGUGCACUGAUUGGUGAAUUGUGGGGUCAGGAAGAGCAGUUCGGCACGAGGAUUGGCGGCGGAGUGUCCCAUGGAAACGGAACCCAGAAUUGCAGCCAGGGGCUUGCACGGGGGCGGGGCAGUGUCUUUCCUAUGCGCCUGCGCCAAACCAGCUUCCCGGCGCCAUUUUGUCUCGGCAGCGGUGGCCGCAGCUCCAUCGCAUUUUAGUUUUCUGGCGAGAAGGAAACGGAGUUUUCAUCUGGCAGAUUCGUUUUUCUGCGGCAGCCAUCCACCGUUCCCUCAAGGACAGCACCUAGUUUUGGACGGAGGAGCCGCAGAGCUGUCAAAAGUUGUGCUGAAGAAAACAACAUCUCAGUGGCAGAUAUCUCAAAGCAUUACUGAGGUGAGUCAUAAUGUCUCUAAAAAUCCUUAGAAUUACGGGGGACCAUAGAAAAACUUUCUAUGGAUUAGUAGAGGAAUACUAGAAUGGACGAAAAGUAGUUGAAAGAUGUUUUGUUUAUUCAGAUUUACAUGAGUCUAUAUAAUUAGCUUCCUGAUGUAAUAUUUUAGAGUGAAAUCCCAAAAUUAGGACAUCCUUACGGAUUCCUUUACCCAUUUAUGUGGUUCUCAUUUCUGGAUUUCGAAGUACCUAAUGUUUUUAUCAUAAAACAUGCUUAUUUCAGUGGCUCACACCUGUAAUACCAGCACUUUGGGAGGCCGAGGCUGGUGUAUCACCUGAGAUCAGGAGUCCGACACUAGCCUGACCAACAUACUGAAACCUCGUCUCUACUAAAAAUACAAAAAAUUAGCUGGGUGUGGUGGUGGGCACUUGUAAUCUCAGCUACUCGGGAGGCUGAGGCAGGAGAAUGGCCUGAACCCAGGAGGCAGAGGUUGUGGUGAGCCGAGAUCGCACCAUUGCACUCCAGCCUGGGUAAUAGCGAAACUCCGUCUCAAAAAAAAAAAAAAAAAUGCAUAUUUUUGUGGUACUCACCCCGCCUAUUUAAAAAUUUCUCAUGUAGAAAAUAUUUUGUAAAUAGGAAUGUUGAGGGGUGAAGCAGUUUUUUAGAAGACCUUCUAAAACAAACAGUAUAUUACUGAACUUUCCAGGGAGUAAGCAUCCGUAAUUCCACUAUCAAAGUUUAAACUGUUAUUAUCUAAUCCAAAUAAUCCAUGGACAUUUGGAUAUUACUAAAAAGCCCAAAGAAGAAUACAAAAAUUUCUUCCCUCCACCAAAAGAUAGUUACAGUUUAAACUGUAGUUAUAUAUUACACAAAAGGCUUUGUCUUUCUUGGUUUUGUUUUAGAAAAUAUUCUAGUUUUGCUCAUUUUCUUACCAUCUAUUUUUGUUUGUAGACAUUGGGAACAUUGAAAAUAUUUUGUCUUAAAGCAUCUUUUAUGUCUUCAUAGUGUUUUGUGGGAUAAAUACACCGUAACUUAUGUAACCUGCUUAUUUUUAUAUAACAGCAGUAUUAGGUCAGUGAAUAUCCUUGUACGUGUUUUGCAAAAUACUGUGUCUAAGAAGGUUGUUGCAGAAAUAACUGUGGUUUUUGCAUUAUUGGCAUUUGCCAUUUGAUUUUGGAUUACAUUGUUAAAUAUGGAUAUGUUAUACAUCA
Molecule: messenger RNA, 2611 nt
Organism: Callithrix jacchus (white-tufted-ear marmoset)
Lineage: Eukaryota; Metazoa; Chordata; Mammalia; Primates; Cebidae
Source: RefSeq, a predicted model, not a curated record